UUUAUCUAUCGCGGCGGCGAGUCUUCUAGAGCUCCCCCUCGUGGCCAGAGAAGCUCGUCGAAGGGUGGGGGGCAGCACAUGCAUACAAUCUAGUCGACUCGUGGUUCGGGGAGGGUAAUAGGGCACAGGACACUGGACAAAAGGGCAGUCCGAAUGGAAUGCGAUAGACAUAAAGUAGGGAGGAUCGACCGACAAGUGGACGACGUUCCGCGUGCGUGGAAGACAUGUAAUCUCUGAUAUCCCGAUAAGCACAGUGAUCAUAAGUGUAUCGUAGCCGCGCAUCCGCAUCCAAAGGCAGCGAACAACCACCGCCCCAGCACAUCAUCCACUAUGAAGCUCACGACCGCCGCGCUGACGGCGCUGCUGAGCGCGCUCUGCGCCCACGCGGCGCCGACGACGUACCUGCUCGGCCUGGGCAUUGCGGACGUGACGGGGCCCGUCGUGGAGACGAACAUGAUGGGCUACGCGUCACUCGCGCAGACGGACACGGGGCUGCACCAGCGGCAGCGCGCGCGCGCGUGGAUCGUCGGCGAGUCCGCCGCGGACACCGCGGCAUCGCGCGUCGUGUUCGUCAACGCGGACAUCGCCAUGGGCGACACGGGCAUCCGGCGCGCGAUCCUCGCGGAGCUGCAGACGCGCUAUGGCGGGCUCUACACGGCGCAGAACGUCGCGAUCUCGAGCACGCACCAGCACUCCGGGGUCGGCGGGUACCUCGAGAACCUCCUCCCGCAGCUGACCGCGCUCGGGUUCGUGAAGCAGAGCUACGACGCGAUCGUCGCGGGCGUCGUCCUGGCCAUCGUGCGCGCGCACGACUCGCUGGCGCCGGGGACGCUGGGCUUGGGGAACACGACGGUCGUCGGCGGGAACAUCAAUCGCAGCCCCACUGCGUAUCUGGCGAAUCCGGCGGCGGAACGGGCGCAAUACGUGGCACAAGGCGGGGACCAGGACAAAUUCAUGAGCUUGCUGAACUUUGGAAGCCGUGGGUUCAUCAGCUGGUUCCCCGUGCAUGGAACGAGCAUCUACGAGAACAACACGCUAGUGAGCACGGACAACAAGGGAAUGGCAGCAUACUUGUAUGAAUCGCGGAUCAACCCGACCGCGAUGCCAGGCAACCAAUCCUUCAUCGCAGGCUUCGCGCAGGCCAACGUCGGGGACACCUCGCCCAACACCCUCGGCGCGUUCUGCGAGUCGCCCGGGCAGCCCUACGACGGAAUGCCGUGCCAGGCGAACAGCUCCACGUGCGGGGGGACGGUCCAGGACUGCCACGGCCGCGGGCCGGGGUUCCGCCUCGACUCGUACGGGUUCGCCUCGAACACGAUGAUCGCGCAGGUCCAGGCGGACGCGGCCCAGCGCAUUGUGGGGGAGACGAUGGGCGCGGUGGCUGGAAGCGUGAGAAGCGUGCACGUGGCGAAUCAUACGUUCACAUUGCCAAAUGGAACUGUCGCGCAGACGUGUCCCCCUGCGAUGGGCUUCUCGUUUGCGGGUGGAACGACCGACGGGCCCGGCGCAUUCGACUUUGUUCAAGGCGACAAUUCGACCUCCCAGAAUCCGCUCUGGAACAUCGUCAAGUCCGCGGUGACACCCGUCCCCAGCGCAGCGCAAACCGCGUGUCAGUACCCGAAGCCGAUUCUCUUGAACACUGGCUAUGCUACGUUCCCGUAUGCUUGGUCUCCGAGCACGGUUGACAUCCAGAUGCUCAAGAUCGGCAACGUCGUCAUUGCGUUGAUUCCGGGCGAGCUGACCACCAUGGCUGGCCGCCGGCUGCGUGCCGCCAUCCGGGCCCAAUUGAUCGCGUCUGGGAUCGUCGGCAACGACGCAUACGUCAUCAUCUCCGGGCCCGCGAACACCUACGCGCACUACAUCACCACGCCCGAGGAGUACACCGUGCAGCGCUACGAAGGCGCGUCAACCAUCUACGGCCCCAACACGCUCCCCGCCUACAUCGACAAAUACACGUCCCUCGUCCCGUGGCUGGCCAGCACGCCCCCCGCGAGCGCGCCCGCCUCCGACGCCGCCCCGCCGGCGCUGCAGUCCGUCGCGCUCUCGCUGCAGACGGGCGUCGCGUUCGACGGGACGCCCGGCGGGCAGUCGUUCGGGAGCGUGCAGACGGACGUCGCGGGGCCGUACGCGGCGGGGCAGACGCCCUACGCGGUGUUCACCGGCGCGAACCCCCGGAACAACCUACGUCUGGAGCAGACGUUUUUGUAUGUCGACCAUCUUGCGGCGAACGGCUCGUGGACGCCUGUGCGGUCUGACUCGCAUCCGUCGACGAUCUAUCGUUGGGCACGUGUCAACGGGCUCACUGGGACCAGCACCGUCAACAUCUCGUGGACGGUUGAAUCUGGAACCCCAGCUGGCUCGUACCGGUUCCGCUAUUUUGGGGAUUCAAAGGCGCUGGGAGGUACGAUCACCCCGUUCGUUGGCACUAGUGGCACUUUUACUGUUGUGUGAACCCACUUUGUACGAAUACUUUCAAUGGGGACAGAUCCGAGGUUCACGAUACAUACAUCUUAUAUUACAUUAGGUCGAAGACAGCGAAAGAAAGCAUUGGAGAAGCUCGAUGCUAUUCAAUGAACGGAACGAUACAUGCAUGCAAUUACAAAUUCAAAAUGCGUUCACAAAACGACGCCGAUCA
Molecule: messenger RNA, 2635 nt
Organism: Mycena citricolor
Lineage: Eukaryota; Fungi; Basidiomycota; Agaricomycetes; Agaricales; Mycenaceae
Source: the annotation of a GenBank genome assembly